Eruca vesicaria subsp. sativa (arugula) is the source of this 1527-nucleotide messenger RNA. Lineage: Eukaryota; Viridiplantae; Streptophyta; Magnoliopsida; Brassicales; Brassicaceae. The record is from the annotation of a GenBank genome assembly.
CCUAAACUAACUACUCGCUAAUUACUUUUAAUUUCUGAUUUUAAUCUCCUAUAUAAAGUCAGAUCACUCUUUUCUUCACUCAGUGUCUUUGACCCGUAGCAAUUACCUCUUCUCUCAAUUCAAACUCCAGUUUACCACUUCGCUAUUUUUUCAAUUUUAACCUUACUUUUGUGUGUGUUAUUUUUUCUCUCUACUAGUUAGAUAUUAAGAAGGGGAGUUUCAGUUAAUAUCGGUUUGAUCUUUUUGUAAUCAUGCGGUUUCUUUUCGAUGUCACAAAAAGAAUCCAAUCAACGUGAGUUGCAAGCUUUUCUUAGGAAAUAAAGUGUCAAAAAGUUUCUAUUUCAGGACAUUCCAAAUAUUUAGUAGAUUUUGAUCGCUACAACUAUCUUUUGUCGCAAACAACAAAUGUGAAUGAUGCAAAUGGUGGGAAGUUCAUGUUUACCUCCAGGAUUCAGAUUCCAUCCAACAGAUCAAGAGCUCAUAGGCUAUUACUUAAGUAGAAAAGUAGAAGGUCUCGGGAUCGAGCUUGAAGUCAUUCCUGUUAUCGAUUUAUACAAAUUCGACCCUUGGGAGUUACCAGAUAAAUCUUUCCUUCCUAAUAGGGACAUGGAAUGGUUCUUUUUCUGUCCAAGGGACAAAAAGUAUCCAAACGGUUUACGAACCAACAGGGCUACAAAAGCCGGUUACUGGAAACCGACUGGUAAAGACCGGAAAAUUACUUGUAAAUCGUCGGGUGUUAUAACCGGGUACCGGAAAACACUAGUCUUCUAUGAAGGUCGUGCCCCAUUAGGUGCUAGAACUAACUGGUUUAUGCAUGAAUAUCGUCUAAACGAUGACGAUCUUUCUCAAAGAUCACCAAAUUUCAAGGGAGCUUUCGCGUUAUGUCGUGUAGUCAAGAAGAGCCAACUUAAGACUAAAACUUCGAAAAAUAAAAAUGAACAAGCUAUUGGCUCUGGUUGCUCUAGCCUUGCGACUUCUCCACGUCGUGAUGAAACGACGCAGUUUCAAUCAUUCGAACCUUGUUCUACUACGAACAAAUCUUCUCGCAUGUGGCUAUCUCCUGAUUUCAUCCUUGAUUCCUCCAAGGAUUAUCCUCAUAUUCAGGAUGGUGCUUCUGAGUUUCCCAACUAUCAUUUUCCAGUUAAUGCGGCCAACUACCACGUGGGACUUCCGAAGAGUUCUUAUUUGAACGUUGAUCGGAACAUUGACCAAUCAAUGCAAGCCGGUUAUUGGCCAAAUUAUGAAUACGACCAAACCGGUUCAUUCGGCUACACAAACCUUUUCUAGGUAGAAGGAAAUGUGUGGGAUUCUCUUCUGAACAGAAACGCCUUUUAACGUUGGAGUCCUGGAAGAAGAGUUGUCAUAAAGUUGGAGUUUUAUUUUUCUGCUAAAAAACUUGAAGUUCUUGCAUUUUAUAUGUAGAGAAUAAUUAUAUGGUUGCUUUUGAUUAUGUAUUUUAUAUUACUAAUACAUUUUGUAUUUUAUAUUUACUAAUACAUUUUGUAUGCUGUGGAAUGACUAUUUAAA